AUGAGAGUUUUCUGUGAAGGCAAUGGUAACAAGAAGAGUUGCCAAGGAUCACCCAUGGCAGCCCCCAUGAAGUCUCCCAUGGCAUCCUCCACGGCAGCCCCCAUGGUAGCAUCCAUAGCAUCAUCCCCAAUGGCAUCAAGGGGCAUGAGUGAGAAGCCUGCGCGGAGGGGGAUGCCAUACGUUCAGCAACUGUCAUCAUCUGUAUCGUCUGGGGCAGGCUUUGACACUCAUUACUACCAGAGCUUGUUGAGAGGCGGAGGACUUCUCUUUGCUGACCAGCAACUGAUGGAUAAUGAGAGGACAGCCAGAUUGGUGAGAGCUUAUGCUUCAGACGAUGGAUCAACCUUCCGGAUGGACUUCGCCCGGGCAAUGAUGAAGAUUUCUAACCUUAAUGUUCUCACUGGAUCUCAAGGUCAGGUCCGAUUGGAAUGCACUCUGCCAGUCUCUAGCUAG
Molecule: messenger RNA, 453 nt
Organism: Prunus armeniaca (apricot)
Lineage: Eukaryota; Viridiplantae; Streptophyta; Magnoliopsida; Rosales; Rosaceae
Source: the annotation of a GenBank genome assembly